AGAGUUGGUAUAAAGGCUCCCUCUCUGACUCAGACUCACAUAUCUCCUGCGUAUUUUUUUGGGGUGUGCAGGUGUUUACAAGACAGCGUGUGUGUGUGUGUGUUUGUGCCCUUGAGGACUGAUUUCUCCCCAGGAUGCAUCAGCUGCUCGUGGUGACCUCAGUGCUGGUGGCACUCUGCUCUCUAGGCAGUGUGGAUACUUCCGCCUAUGAUAAGAUAGUCACCCAUAGUCGCAUACGGGCCAGGAAAGAAGGACCCAAUGUGUGCGCCCUGCAACAGGUCCAAGGGUCUAAAAAGAAGUACUUCAGCACAUGUAGGAACUGGUACAAAGGCUCCAUCUGUGGCAAGAAGACCCUGGUCCGAUAUGAAUGCUGUCCUGGGUACAUCAAGCUGGAGGGUAUGAGAGGAUGCCCUGCAGUGGCUCCCAUUGACCAUGUCUAUGGAACGCUGGGGCUCGUAAAGGCUACGACCACACAGCAAUACUCUGACGUGUCCAAGCUGAGAGAGGAAAUUGAAGGCAAAGGCUCCUUUACCAUGUUUGCACCUAGCAAUGGAGCCUGGGAUUUGGUAGAAUCUGAUGUACGGUCUGCACUGGUGAGCAACGUGAACAUUGAGCUGUACAACGCUCUUCACUUCCACAUGGUGAACCGCAGGAUUUUGACCAAAGACAUGAAGAACGACAUGACUUUCACUUCCAUGUACAAUGACCUGGGGCUCUACAUCAACCACUACUCAAAUGGGAUUGUUACAGUGAACUGUGCCAGGAUCAUCCAUGGUAAUCAGGUGUCCACAAAUGGUGUGGUGCAUGUCAUUGAUCGGGUCAUCAGCGGUGUUGGCAUCAACAUCAAGGAAGUCCUGGAUGUCACCGAUGAGCUCUCCACCUUCAGAGAUUCAGUAUUGGCGUCUGGUAUGAUGGAUAAGCUGGACCAGCCUGGCCACUAUACUCUGUUUGCUCCCACUGAUGAAGCCUUUGACAAAUUGAGCCCAGGCUACCUGGAGCGUAUCAUGGGAGACAAGGCUGUAAUUGCAGCCCUGGUGAACUACCACCUGCUGAACAGUGUCCAGUGUUCAGAAGCAAUCAUGGCAGGGUCAGUGUAUGAGACCGCAGAGGGCAGCACCAUAGAGAUCGGCUGUGAUGGCGACAGUUUGACAGUCAAUGGAAUCAAGAUGGUGCUGAAGAAGGACGUUGUCACCACUAAUGGCGUCGUCCACUUAAUCGACCAGGUGCUCAUCCCUGACUCAGCCAAGGAAGGGAUGGAGCUGAUGGGGGCAUCGCAGAGCACUUUUAGCGACAUGCUGUCUGAAUUGGGCUUAUCGGCUGCCAUGGGUCCGAAGACAGAGUAUACCCUCCUUGCUCCUGUCAACGCUGCCUUCACAACUGAGGUGAUGUCAACAGAGCAGAGCCGGCUGAAAUUAAUUUUGGAAAACCACAUCUUGAAGCUGAAAGUUAAACUGAGUGAGCUCUACAAUGGACAGAUGCUGGAAACACUGGCUGGCAAACUGCUCAGAGUCUUCAUUUACCGCACUGCUGUGUGCAUAGAAAACUCAUGUAUGGUGCGUGGCAGUAAAGAGGGAAGCAACAGUGCCCUCCAUGUUAUGAGGACUCUCAUCAAACCGCCCGAGAAAACAACAUACGAGCUCCUGAUCGCUGACAGACGGUUUAAGAUUUUUCUGUCACUGAUGGAGACAGCAGGUCUGACUGAUCUGCUGAAGCAGGAAGGCUCCUACACCAUCUUUGCACCAACCGAUGAUGCCUUUGCUAAUCUCAAUAUAGAGGACUUUGCUCUACUCAAAAGUGAUCUGAAUGCUCUGAGGAUCAUUCUGCUGUACCACUUCAGUAAUGGCAUCUUCAUCAAUGGAGGAUUAGAGGGAGGAGUUACCAAUCUGCUCAAAACCCUCCAGGGCAAUAACCUGCAAGUUAUGUCUGUAAACAACUCUAUUCAUGUCAAUUCUGUGGAUGUGCCAGACAGUGACCUGAUGGCAACCAAUGGUGUGAUCCAUGUGGUGAAGAAUGUUCUCUAUCCUGCCACUCUUCCCGUGGGCCGCCAGGACUUCCUGGUCCUCCUGAGGAAGCUCAUUAAGUACAUCCAGAUAAAGUUUGUUUCAGGAUUUUCUUAUGAUAAGAUUCCACUCACGUUCAUCAGGAGGAUCAUCACAACUACACAUGUUGAAACAGUCCCUGAUGCAACAAAGGUCGAGACAGAGCCAACAGUCACUCAGGUGGUCAUCGAGGGGAAGCCAGUGAUCGCCAAAGUAACCAGGGUCAUUGAGGGAGAGCCUUCCAUUACACACGUAACCAGAGUCAUUGAGUCAGAGCCUUCCCUCACACACGUAACCAGAGUCAUUGAGUCAGAGCCUUCCCUCACACACGUAACCAGAGUCAUUGAGGGAGAGCCUUCCAUCACAAACGUAACCAGAGUCAUUGAGUCAGAGCCUUCCAUUAUACACGUAACCAGAGUCAUUGAGGGAGAGCCUUCCCUCACACACGUAACCAGAGUCAUUGAGGGAGAGCCUUCCAUCACACAAGUAACCAGAGUCAUUGAGUCAGAGCCUUCCCUCACACAAGUAACCAGAGUCAUUGAGGGAGAGCCUUCCAUCACAAACGUAACCAGAGUCAUUGAGGGAGAGCCUUCCAUCACAAACGUAACCAGAGUCAUUGAGGGAGAGCCUUCCAUCACACACGUAACCAGAUUCAUUGAGGGAGAGCCUUCCAUUACCAAGGUUACAAGAGUUAUCGAAGGUCGAAAUCUUGAUACGGAUGAAAAAGGCCCGGACUUCUCUAAGAUCACCACCAUCCACGGCAACCCAAAUAUGAUCAAGGAGGAAUCGGAGAGAAUUACCAAACUCAUUCAAGACGGAGGUGAAUUCGCUGCUGCCAGGAAACCUUCAGCUGGAAUGAGAAGGAAGAGAAUAAAGGUCAGGCGUCACCCUAAGCCAAGGGCGUGAAUCCAACAGAGAGAAAACACCUUCGGGCUCACCGCAGAGACUGACCGCAUCUCCAGUGCUCCUGGUUGAGUGCUUGAAAAACUGUGGACCAAUAGGGAGAGAUCUAAUCAAUCUAGCUAUUUCUUUGUCCAAACCACCAGUAAGAAUGAUUGUUUAUUAUUCCAUCUGGACCAUACUGUGUGUGUGAUAGGCAUGAUGUGUAAUAGCAGUUAUUACCUUGUAAGUCAUGUAAGUGUGCACGGGAAAUAUGGAUUUUUGCCGCGGGGUAGAUGAUGUGUAAGGUGAGAUAUUUUCUACCACUGAGACAUUGUGUUUAAAGUUUUUUUUUUUAUCAUUUCACUUUGCAAACGGAUGGCUUGGGAAGAUUUUUGUAUGCUUUUUAUGGUGCUAGCAUUCUGUACAAUGAAUGCAUUUUUAUGAAUAUGACAAAUGCAACAGUGCUACCAUUAGAUGCUAUUCUGAACCUCUGUAAAUUAUCAUAUGGUGACAAUUAAAUUUGAUACAGUUUUCAAUAA
Anarrhichthys ocellatus (wolf-eel) is the source of this 3460-nucleotide messenger RNA. RefSeq names its product periostin, osteoblast specific factor a (gene postna). The record is from RefSeq and is a predicted model, not a curated record. Gene Ontology annotation, cellular component: extracellular matrix. NCBI's taxonomy places the organism in Eukaryota, Metazoa, Chordata, Actinopteri, Perciformes, Anarhichadidae. The coding region runs from base 135 to 2945 and encodes 936 amino acids. Gene Ontology annotation, molecular function: cell adhesion molecule binding. The transcript has 22 exons. Gene Ontology annotation, biological process: extracellular matrix organization; cell adhesion.